CUCCUCCCUUCUCCCCCCUCGGUCACUGGGGCGGCUGCGAUGGAGGUGGCGGUGGCGGCCGCGGAUGGCGGAGACGCAGGGCUCCCGAGCCCCGCGCCCGGGUGCUGCGCGUUCUUCGUGGAGAGGAAGCGACGCUACUGCAAGAUGAGCGUGGCCGCGGGCAGGGCGUUGUGCGGGGAGCACGCCGCCUGCUCGGGCACGAGCGCGCCGGUGGCUAAUGAGAGGAGACGAAUCGUCUGUCCACUUGAUUCAAAGCAUACAGUUUAUGAAGAUGUUUUGGGAAAACACCUGAAGAAAUGUAACGCAAGGGAAAAACCAAAACCGGCUUACUACGUGCGAGAUAUCAACUGUGGAGAAAACGAUGAACUGCCUUCAAAAGAACAGGUCGCGUUAUCCUCGCUGUCAGCAGAAGAAAUGUCAGCGCUAAUAAGCAAAGUACAAGGUGUAUUUCAAGGCGCAGAGGCGGCGCUGGAGCUUCGUGUCCUGUCCCACCCAGCCCUGCAGCAGGAGCUGACAGAUCCCAGCAAUGGAAAGUCAGCCCUCAAACAUCUCCAGCAGCAGGCAUCCAUAGUGGGCCACCUGUCGAGCCUGGGCCUGCUGGGAGCCGACCGCUGCUACGUGGAGUUUGGCGCCGGGCGGGGGAAGCUGUCCCACUGGGUGCGGCGCGCCCUGCCGAGCGCCACGCGCGGCAUCUCCUUCCUGCUCGUGGAGAGGUGCAGCACGCGCUUCAAGGUGGACGGGAAGCAUCAGGAAGGGGACGUGGAUUUCCGUCGCCUGCUGAUAGACAUUCAGCACCUCCACCUUGGUAAUAGAGCCAGUCUCUUCAGGUGCCACAGCUCCAGGAUAAGGGGACGUCCGUGGUGGCCAUCGGGAAGCAUCUGUGUGGAGCGGCAACAGACCUGGCCCUGCGCUGCCUUGUGGAGACGCUACCGCGGCACGGCACCCGGAGUGCAGCGCCAGGGCUCUCCUCCGCGCCAGGGCUCUCCUCCGCUCCAGGGCUCUCCUCCGCGCCAGGGCUCUCCUCCGCGCCAGGGCUCUCCUCCGCUCCAGGGCUCUCCUCCGCGCCAGGGCUCUCCUCCGCGCCAGGGCUGUUCUCCGCGCCAAGGCUCUCCUCCGCGCCAGGGCUCUCCUCCGCGCCAGGGCUCUCCUCCGCGCCAGGGCUCUCCUCCGCGCCAGGGCUCUCCGCGUGUGGGGAGGAGGCGGCCCCCUGCGAGACCGAUGUGGGCCCCCCCGCACUGGGCAUCGCCAUCGCGCUGUGCUGCCACCACCGCUGCAGCUGGCCGGCCUACGUCGGGAAGAAGUAUUUUUGCUCUCAGGGCCUGGGCCCAAAGGAGUUUGACCUCAUCCAAAGGAUGUCCAGCUGGGCGACCUGUGGCUGGAGGAGACCGACGGACUCGACGGACCAAGUGCCGGACAACGGACGUGGAAAUGAAAAUGCCACAAGAGAAGGGAGCGCGAGCAGACAAGACGGAGUGGAGUGGCAUGCGGAGGAGGAGAUGGAGGCCAUGGAUCAUGCUGCACCUUGUCAGGCAGAAGAUCAAAUCAGCGACGGCCGGAGCCGAGCGGAGCGGGAGCAGCUGGGCCGGCUGUGCAAGCGGCUGCUGGACGAGGGCCGAGUGCGCUACCUGCGCGAGUGGGGCCUCGCAGCCCGGCUGCAGCGCUACGUGGAGGCCGCCACCACCGUGGAAAACGUGCUCCUCACUGCCCGCUCUGCCUCCUGAAGCCACCGGGCCGCGCCGUCUGGAGAGGCUUGCGCCAAGCGUGUGCCGAGCUGAUGCUUGGCGUCUAGGGCGCCAAGAGAACGUGUCUUGGGCGGCAUCAGUAGGAAGACAUCCUCAUCUACCAUGGAAUCGCCACCGUGCCCAGAAGUAUGUAUAUGUACGUAUGUUGAUUUCAACUGUAGGGAAAACGAAGAAGAGCCUGAGUGUACAGUGCUGUUAGACAAUUUUCAAAUGUUAUGGACACGUGAAGAGAAUGGAUGUGUUGGCUACCUCGAAAGGUGAAUUAAAUGGCGAUGUAAAUAGAAAAGCCUUAAGGAGCCAUCCAUGAAAAAGAUUAAUAGAAAUGUUCAUGAAGGCAGAGGAUGGAGGAAGAGCAGAAAUGGCUGGGUAAGAGAUUGGUUUUCUUCCCAGAUCAGUCUCCAGCUGUUGAGCAAACUCGUAUGUGACCUUUGAUUUUGUUUGUUUAUCCUUAGCCUGGCUUUGCUGCCUCUAUUAUUAGACAUGGAGAUACGCAUGGGAGCCCAACAAUAGACUUUUAAAUGGAUUUAUUAUGGAUGUGAUUAUAUAAUGCUCAAAAGCCAUCACCCCUCAGCCUGGAUGUCCCUUUCUUGGAGUUGGCAACAUCUGCAUAUUUACCCACAGCUGGCAAGGAACAUUCACCAAGCAUGCUUCCAUAAGUAUAAAAACUGUUUUAUUUAACAUUUUCACUUGUGAACGCCGUGUUGUUCAUACAGCAUACAAUGCAAAAGGUAUCCUUUACAGUUCUACAGUCAAAUGAAACCGGUGUUUUACUGCAAAAGUCACAUGGUGUCUACAUUUUCACACACUAGCGAGCGGGAUAUGUUGUGUUAGACCAAACACUCACCAUGUUGACACCAGCGUAGCUGAUGUUACACUACAUUACUACUACUACUUGUGAAAGCAGCGCCUUGUCACCUAUAGAAACACAUUUGAAGUCGAGGUAAAGUGUCUGCAACUGUGGCCUUGUUCUGGCUCAAACACCAGCAUCUGGUGUGGCGUCAAGAAGCCAAGUCUCCUCGUGCAGGAGAUUCAUGAUUCGUCUCGGCCACCAUUAGUCGAUGUUAAUCUAGAAAGUACUUCCUUGGGCUCGGCAGAGCGCAGCCAGGGAAUCUUCCACUUGAAUUAGUGAAUCUGCAAUGCGUUGUGCUUCAGUCACAAGUCAACAUGUAUUGUACAUCGUGACUGCAGGAAUUCAUAUUCUUUGGGUCUUUUGGUAAAGUCGUGUACAUAGGUUGAAAGAAAAUAACAAAACUACGACUUUUUUCUCCUGAUAACGGUCGCUUGUGUUGUGAUCGAAAUGUAAUUUGUUAUUCAGUCAACCUAUCUGUGACUUUCCCGAAAGAUCAAAAUAAUGUUUUGUACAUUUUUACAUUGUGGUGAAUGUAAUGACCAGUGUUUGCUGCAGGGUUUGUA
Messenger RNA from Lethenteron reissneri (Far Eastern brook lamprey), 3155 nucleotides. It is a transcript of the gene TRMT13, whose product is annotated as tRNA methyltransferase 13 homolog. NCBI's taxonomy places the organism in Eukaryota, Metazoa, Chordata, Hyperoartia, Petromyzontiformes, Petromyzontidae. Gene Ontology annotation, biological process: tRNA methylation. The record is from RefSeq and is a predicted model, not a curated record.